AUGGAAAAGGCAGAUCCCAAGUCCAAGGACAAGGGAUCCUUCUCCAGCGACCGAGCUGAGUACCGAAGGGCGGAGAACGGACCCACCAAGAGCAGACCUUACGAACGCUUCACUCCGACCACGAUUCCAAUCUCCGAGAUCCUAACGAACAUCGAGGAGUCUGGAAUGGAAAAACUCCUCAAACGACCUGAGAAGCUUCGGGGAGCCCCGGAGAGGCGCAGCAAGGACAAGUAUUGCCGCUUCCAUCGGGAGCACGGCCAUAACACGUCAGAUUGCUGGGAAUUAAAGCGCCAAGUUGAGGAUCUUACUCAAGAUGGCUACUUCAAGAAAUUCGUGGGGAAGCCCAGGACCAACUCGGCAGAAAAGAAGGAAGAAAGGAAGCGUUCGAGGACGCCGCCCCGGCGCAUUGACCGACCUGCGGUCAUCAAUACCAUUUUCGGAGGGCCAAGCGGGGGCCAGUCCGGACAGAAAAGAAAGGAGUUAGCUCGUGCAGCCAGGUGCGAGGUGUGCAUCAUCAGGGAGCAGAGGCCGACCUGCCCAAUCACCUUCGAUAGUGCAGACUUGGAGGAGGUCCACCUACCCCACAAUGAUGCACUUGUGAUCGCUCGCUUGAUUGAUCAUGUGGUGGUCAGAAGAGUACUAGUAGACGGGGGCGCGUCUGCUAACAUCCUGUCCCUACCAACAUAUCUCGCCCUAGGAUGGACAAGAUCACAAUUAAAGAAAAGCCCGACACCGCUAGUUGGGUUCUCUGGAGAGUCGGUCACCCCACAGGGUUGCAUCGACUUGCAGGUCACAUUUGGGCAAGACAAAACACAGGUCACCCAAAUGGCCGAGUUCGUGGUGAUUGACGGUAGAUCGGCCUAUAACGCCAUCUUUGGGAGACCCAUCAUCCACUCAUUUCGGGCCGUUCCCUCAACACUUCAUCAAGUUUUGAAGUAUUCCACCCCUAAUGGCGUGAACACAGUCUGA
This is a messenger RNA of Momordica charantia (bitter melon), 969 nucleotides long. The record is from RefSeq and is a predicted model, not a curated record. NCBI's taxonomy places the organism in Eukaryota, Viridiplantae, Streptophyta, Magnoliopsida, Cucurbitales, Cucurbitaceae.